CAGCAGUGGUCUCUCCUCUCUCUUUCUAAAUAACUUUUUCCCUUGUCCCCACAGAAUGCCUUAGAUGAGAAUGGCUGCUGAGAACUCCUCCUCCGUGACAGAGUUUAUCCUCGCAGGCUUAACCAACCAGCCGGGAUUCCAGAUCCCCCUCUUCUUCCUGUUUCUAGGUUUCUACAUGGUCACUGUGGUGGGGAACCUGGGCUUGAUAACCCUGAUACAGCUCAACUCUCACCUGCAGACCCCUAUGUACUUCUUCCUCUAUAACUUGUCCUUCAUAGAUUUCUGCUAUUCCAGUGUUAUCACUCCCAAAAUGCUGAUGAGUUUUGUCUCAAAGAAGAACAGCAUCUCCUACGCUGGGUGUAUGACUCAGCUCUUCUUCUUUCUUUUCUUUGUUGUCUCUGAGUCCUUCAUCCUGUCAGCGAUGGCAUAUGAUCGCUACGUGGCCAUAUGUAACCCACUGCUGUACAGGGUCACCAUGUCUCCCCAGGUGUGUUUGCUCCUUUUGUUGGGUGUCUAUGGGAUGGGGUUUGCUGGGGCCAUGGCCCACACAGCAUGUAUGAUGGGUGUGACCUUCUGUGCCAAUAAUGUUGUCAACCACUACAUGUGUGACAUCCUUCCCCUUCUCGAGCACGCUUGCAGCAGCACCUAUGUGAACCAGCUGGUAGUGUUUGUUGUUGUGGGCAUUGAUAUUGGCUUGCCCACAGUCACCAUCUUCAUUUCCUAUGCUCUCAUUCUCUCCAGCAUCCUCCAUAUUCAUUCCACGGGGGACAGGUCCAAAGCCUUUAGCACCUGCAGCUCCCACAUAAUUGCAGUUUCUCUGUUCUUUGGGUCGGGGGCAUUCAUGUAUCUCAAGCCCUCUUCUAUUUUACCUAUGAACCAGGGCAAAGUGUCUUCCCUGUUCUAUACCACUGUGGUGCCCAUGCUCAACCCAUUAAUUUAUAGCCUGAGGAAUAAGGAUGUCAAAGUUGCUCUAAAGAAAAUCUUGAACAAAUAUUCAUUCUCCUGAGAAAAAGGCAAUGCUCAGGAAAGAAACAUUGUUUCUCUCAUAGUGAUUUGGACUCCGUUGGUUACCUGGACAAAAUAUAAUUUUUCCUCAAACAAAUUCAUCAUCCCCAU
Molecule: messenger RNA, 1116 nt
Organism: Cebus imitator (Panamanian white-faced capuchin)
Lineage: Eukaryota; Metazoa; Chordata; Mammalia; Primates; Cebidae
Product: olfactory receptor 8B8
Exons: 1
Coding region: 65-1006 (313 amino acids)
Biological process (GO): sensory perception of smell; G protein-coupled receptor signaling pathway
Cellular component (GO): membrane
Molecular function (GO): olfactory receptor activity; odorant binding; G protein-coupled receptor activity
Source: RefSeq, a predicted model, not a curated record